Rhinichthys klamathensis goyatoka is the source of this 1297-nucleotide messenger RNA. Its product is annotated as deubiquitinase DESI2-like. NCBI's taxonomy places the organism in Eukaryota, Metazoa, Chordata, Actinopteri, Cypriniformes, Leuciscidae. The coding region runs from base 132 to 986 and encodes 284 amino acids. The transcript is spliced from 7 exons. The record is from RefSeq and is a predicted model, not a curated record. Gene Ontology annotation, molecular function: deubiquitinase activity; protein binding. Gene Ontology annotation, biological process: protein deubiquitination.
GUGUCCGCUAGGGGGCAGUGACGGGUGCGCUCGUGUCCCGGCAGCAUUAGAGAGGAAGCAGGCGGAGUUCCGCACGCUUUAGGAGGCUUUUUAGCUGUUUCGGGAAUAAAAAGUAGAACUUUUCCGACAUCAUGAACGGAUCCGCACACAGCGCGGCGAGCGUUACAGAUAUUACACUGAAAAGAGGCCCGGCUGGUCUGGGGUUUAAUAUAGUCGGUGGAGUGGACCAGCAGUAUAUAAUGAAUGACAGCGGAAUCUAUGUGGCAAAAAUCAAAGAAGACGGAGCAGCCGCGCUGGACGGACGUCUGCAGGAGGGAGAUAAAGUUAUUGCGAUAAAUGGCCAGAAGUUGGACAGUCUGUCUCACGGUGCAGCAGUGGAGCUGUUUCGGUCUGCAGGGGAGGAUGUGCAUCUUCGCAUACAGCAGCGAUACUGGAUAAAUGAAUACACCUCCACUCUGGGUAUUGGAGUCUUCCACUCAGGAAUAGAGAUCUACGGCAGAGAGUUUGCAUAUGGCGGCCAUCCAUAUCCCUUCAGCGGCAUUUUUGAGAUCAGCCCUGGAAAUGCCUCAGAACUGGGGGAGACUUUCAAAUUCAAAGAGGCUAUAGCUCUGGGUACAACAGACUUUGCAGAGGAGGACAUUGAUAAAAUAAUGGAGGAGCUGGGAAAGGAGUUCAAGGGAAACGCCUACCACCUGAUGCACAAAAACUGCAACCAUUUUUCAUCCUCGCUGUCUGAGUUGCUGUGUGGGAAAGAGAUCCCGCGCUGGGUGAAUCGAUUGGCAUAUUUCAGCUCCUGUAUACCAUUUCUGCAGAGUUGUCUGCCUAAAGAGUGGCUCACGCCUGCCGCGCUCCAGAGCCAUAUCUGCAUGGGCCUUCGGAAGGAGAACACACACUCCCACACACACGAUUCCAGCGACGAUGAGCCCUCAUCUGCCCCAGAGGCAGCCGCUGGAACCUCACACAGCUGCAGACACACCCGUGUGUGAUCUCACAUACACACACAGUUUUACACUAAUUUGAACACACAUACACUCCAACCUCUGAUCCUGCUGCUACAGCGCCUCCUGCUGGGCUGGGAGACCUCAUAGCGUCUCAUGGCGUCUCUGAAAGGGGAAAUCAAAGUCAUGUUAUUUCUGUAGAGCCUACAGGGAUUUAAAAACCUUGCAAUGGUACUCUUAAAGUUUUAGAAUUGUUUGAUUUUCUACUGAGAUUUUAGGGAAAUCAAAACAGUGUUUGCCAUUUAGUGUUCUCUCUCUUAUAAGUAGGACAAUAAUUAUGAAUGAUGGGUGAACAUGAU